AUGUCCUCCCUCCGGCUCCUCUCCUCUGCGGCGCGACGGGCAACCUCGUUCACGCUCGCACGUCGUGGAUAUGCUGAUGUCAGUGAAAAGCUGACUCUUUCUUUGGUUCUCCCCCAUAAGAGCAUCUUCAGCUCGCAGGAGGUUGUGCAGGUCAACAUCCCCGCCGAGUCAGGAGACAUGGGCAUUUUGUCAAACCACGUCCCAUCUAUUGAGCCAAUACGUCCUGGCCUUGUUGAGGUCAUCGAGGCCAGCGCCACGCACAAAUUCUUUGUUUCCAGCGGUUUUGCAACUGUUCACCCUAACAAUAAGCUUACCAUCAACGUCGUAGAGGGAGCUUCGUUGGAGAGUUUUUCGCCUGAGGUUGUUCGUUCGAACCUACAAGAGGCUCUGAAGGUCGCAGCUGGUAACGGCUCAGAGGCAGAGAAAAUGGAAGCCAGAGUGGAAGCCGACGUGUACGAGGCACUCCAGCAAGCCCUUUCGAAGUAA
Messenger RNA from Cyclocybe aegerita, 486 nucleotides. The record is from the annotation of a GenBank genome assembly. NCBI's taxonomy places the organism in Eukaryota, Fungi, Basidiomycota, Agaricomycetes, Agaricales, Hemipholiotaceae.